Messenger RNA from Dermatophagoides farinae (American house dust mite), 1178 nucleotides. Lineage: Eukaryota; Metazoa; Arthropoda; Arachnida; Sarcoptiformes; Pyroglyphidae. The record is from RefSeq and is a predicted model, not a curated record.
AUUAUGAAAAAUGCCAAUGUGAAUUAUUUUUUUUUUUUUAUUAACACUUUUUCUUCAAACCACGAUCAAAUAACGACACACACACACACAUACAUACAUACAUUAUAUGACAAAAAUAAUAAAUGGCUAUCACUGUUGAACAUAAUGGGAAUGAAAACCUAUUUCAUCGUUCGAAUGUUGUCGAUCAAACGACGACCACCACCACCACCACCAUCAAUGAUUGUAAUAGUAGCAAUAAAUUCAUUGAUGAUCAAAAAGUGAUAAUGAAUAUUAGAAAAUUAUCAUCAAUAUAUGAAUAUAUACGAUAUCGUAUUCAUCGUCGUUAUCGUCGUAAUCCAUUUCGUUCACUAAUAAAAUUUAUGAUCCUAAUGAAUCUAAUACCAAUGAAUGGAUUUGAAGAGAUUUGUAAUAGAAAACCAAUUGAUCAUCGACGUAGUAUACGUGUUAUUAUUCUAUACACUGUACCUGGUCUAUUGAAUCUAAUACGAUUAUUCGCAAGUUUACAAUCAUAUGAUUUAAAUGAAAAUGAUCAUCGACUUGGUUGGCAUAACAUUUUGUUCGUACCGUUAUUUAUUUAUGGACAAAAUCGUUAUCAAUUUAGUUUAGCAUUAGCGACAUCAUUUUUCUGUGAAUUUUUGCUCACCUAUAUAUCAUGGUCAAUUGUAUUGAAUCCGAUUCGACGAUAUAAUUUAUUCAUACAGCUAAAACAAUGGGAUAAAAUAUUUCGACAAACAUUUGGUGAUAGCAGUUUUAAUGAAUCGAGAACAAAACAGAUAAAAUGGAAUAAAUUUAAUCGAUCAGGAUCCAUACAAUGUUCAUUCAUUGAUGAUCGUGAACAAUUACGUUCACUUUGUUGUUUGUUAGAUUUUUUCAUACGUGCAAUACCGAUACUUGGUAUAAUAUUAGCAAUAUUCUUUCUCAUCAUUAUUAUAUUUGAUUUUUCACUUGGUUACUUUCAUUAUGAAUUGCCGAUGAUAUUCUGGUUUACGUUUAUAUUUUUCAAUGCAAUUUUAUUAUAUCAAACAUUUCGUGUCGUUUCAUUCAGUAUAUCAUGGCUAAACAUUCUACUUGUAUCGGCAUUAUUAUUUCGUUUUCAAUAUGAACAUGUAAGAUCAAGAAUGUUAUUGCUUAAAUUAUCGACACCACAUGAACAUCAGAAAUCUCUAUAUUUAUUCUAA